GGAUUAUUUUUGAGUGUAUAUAUCAAUAAAGUUGUUUUAUGAGCAAAAAAAGUUGUGUUCAAACAUAAGUGUAUUACAAAUAUAUGAAACACUAAUUGAAAGCAAACAUCAAUCGAUGAUAUGAUGAGAGAUGAGACCAAAUAUAAGACAUUUAUAUUGAAACAACACUUCAAUGGUCGAUAAAAUCGAUAUAAUAAUCGGUGAAAAAGUGGAGCCAUGAGUCGUACAUCUACUCCAUCCCCAGAUCUGCUAAAUUGUGGUCACAUUCAUAGUGGAAGUGUUGGUAACCGCGAUGACAGUUCUACUCGUUGGCACUUAUUAUUGAUAACGAUUGUCUCAUUUGCCAUUUACGUCAACUCUUUUGGAUGUGGCUUUGCUUUUGACGAUAUGUCUGCCAUUCGGGAUAACAAAGAUUUGAGACCACAAACUCCUUUAUCGCAGCUUUUUGUUAAUGACUUUUGGGGACAGGGAAUGACAAAGGAACAGUCACAUAAGUCAUAUCGACCUCUCAGUGUCUUAACAUUUCGUCUCAAUUACAUAAUACAUGAAAUUGAACCAAUGGGUUAUCAUAUCAUUAAUGUUAUUUUACAUGUAAUUGUUUGUCUUAUAUACAAUCGAUUAUGUAAUUUAUUUAUGCCAUCAAUUGCUGCUUUAAUAUCCACAUUAUCCUUCAGCGUACAUCCCAUUCAUACCGAAGCUGUGACAAGUGUUGUGGGACGGGCUGAGACAUUGUCAUCAAUUUUCUUCUUAUUAGCAUUUUUGGCAUAUGUCAGGGCAACUAAACAUACAACCAAAACAGAGUGGAUGUGGUUUUUGUUAUCCAUUACAUUAGUCUCUAUGGCGACCCUCUGUAAAGAGCAGGGAAUUACAGCUAUUGCUAUAUGCGGUGUCUAUGAAGUAUUCAUCGUUCAAAAACUAAAACUUAGUAAUUUGGUUUUUAUUGCACAAAACUUAAUCUUUUCAAAAGCAUUGACUCCCUCGUGGCUCAGGGAGUCGUUUUUAAGACUAUCGGUGUUGUUUGCAACCACUUGUAUUAUAAUUAUGACUCGACUUAGAAUAAUGGGAUCACAAUUGCCUGUCUUUACAAAGUUUGACAAUCCUGCCGCUGCUGUGGAUACACCUGUCCGUCAAUUAACAUAUAAUUUUUUGCUUGCAAUGAAUUCUUGGUUAAUGUUAUUUCCCAAUGCCUUAUGUUGUGACUGGACGAUGGGUACUAUUCCUCUCAUUGAAACAUACAGUGAUAUCCGUAAUGUGGGGACAAUUGUCUUUUAUAUGAUAUUUUGUAUAUUGGUUUGGAAAGCCUUUACAUCCAGUCAUAGACAGACAGCACAAGUACUGAUCAUUAGUUUGGCAUUUAUAGUGUUUCCUUUCCUGCCGGCGUCUAAUCUCUUCUUUCCGGUUGGAUUUGUGAUCGCAGAGCGUAUACUAUAUAUGCCAUCGUUUGGCUUUUGUAUGCUCUUUGGUCUCGGAUUUUACAGAAUUUAUCACAAAUUAUCUCAAGACUGUAGUAAUGCUUUUAUAUCGAUAUCAAUGACAGCAAAGAAACGACUUUUAGUUUGUACUCUUGUUUUCCUAUUUGUUUGCCAUUCAAUCAAAACAAUUGUCCGCAACUACGACUGGGAAUCGGAAUAUACUAUAUUUAUGGCCGGAAUUAAAAUCAAUAAACAAAAUGCUAAGCUAUAUAACAAUGUGGGUCACGCUUUGGAGGCACACAAUAAAUAUACCGAAGCGUUAAACUACUUUCUCGAAGCAGUUAGGGUACAGCCCGACGAUAUUGGCGCCCAUAUGAAUGUUGGCCGCACUUAUAAUAAUUUACAUAAAUAUGAGUUAUCGGAAAAGGCAUUCAAUAAGGCUAAGGAUUUGUUACCUAAACCUCGACCCGGAGAGAGAUAUCAGGCGAGGAUAGCGCCGUCACAUUUGAAUGUUUUCCUCAAUUUAGCCAAUUUGAUUGCACGUAAUAAAUCACGUCUUCAAGAGGCCGAUGCUUUAUACAGACAAGCUAUUAGUAUGCGCGCCGACUAUACUCAGGCUUAUAUUAAUAGAGGAGAUGUUUUGCUUAAAUUAAACCGAACCCGUGAGGCACAGGAGGUCUAUGAAAAAGCACUACAAUUUGAUUCGUCAAAUCCCGAUAUCUAUUAUAAUUUAGGCGUUGUAUUACUGGAACAGUCGAAAGCUACCCAAGCAUUGGUUUACUUUAAUAAAGCUCUUGAAUUGAAUCCACUGCACGAACAGUCACUCAUGAAUUCCGCAAUUCUUAUCCAAGAAAGUGGAAGCCAUGAGUUACGCCCUUUAGCUCAACAAAGACUACAAUUUCUUAUAGAGAAUGGAAAGGCCAACGAAAGGGUUUAUUUCAAUUUAGGAAUGCUUUCGAUGGACGCAAAAGAUUAUGCAAAAGCAGAGAAAUGGUUCAGAGCUGCCAUUCAUUUGAAACAUGACUUCAGAAGUGCGACAUUUAAUUUGGCUCUUUUGUUGUCUGACUCGAACCGACCUCUAGAAGCCGUGCCAUUCCUUAAACAACUUCUUAAAUAUCAUUCCAAUCAUAUCAAAGGUCUUAUACUUUUGGGUGAUAUUUAUAUAAAUCAUGUGAAAGAUUUAGAAGCCGCUGAAGAGUGUUAUAAACAAAUUGUAAGACUGGAUCCAAACAAUAUUCAGGGCAGACAUAACUUAUGUGUUGUUUAUGUGGAACGGGAAGAAUUGGAAAGAGCAGAGAACUGUUUACAAAGUGUAUCCUCUUUAGCUCCAAAUGAAGAGUACAUUAGCAAACAUUUACGAAUUGUUAGAAACAGAGUAACAAAACUCAGAGAAAAACAAAACUAUAAUUCAAAAGAAGAUUUGCUGUGAUAGACAUUGACUUAAAUCUAUAUAUUUUUGUUUCAAUUGUAAUAAUAUGAGAAUCUAUAAAAAAAACAUGUAUUUAUCGAUGAAUUGAUUGCAAAGGCAAAUAGCCGUUGGCACUCAUAUUAUAGAGUUUAUUAUAGAUGUGAUCAUAUUAUAGAUCUGACCGCUAAAUCUCUCUCUCUCUCUCUCUCUCUCUCUCUCUC
This is a messenger RNA of Oppia nitens, 3041 nucleotides long. It is a transcript of the gene Tmtc3, whose product is annotated as protein O-mannosyl-transferase Tmtc3-like. Gene Ontology annotation, biological process: protein O-linked glycosylation via mannose. Gene Ontology annotation, cellular component: endoplasmic reticulum. The transcript is spliced from 11 exons. NCBI's taxonomy places the organism in Eukaryota, Metazoa, Arthropoda, Arachnida, Sarcoptiformes, Oppiidae. The record is from RefSeq and is a predicted model, not a curated record. Bases 217 to 2841 code for a protein of 874 amino acids. Gene Ontology annotation, molecular function: protein binding; mannosyltransferase activity.